ACUUCCGGUGAAGUUGUUGCGCGCUGGGCCAGAGGCGGGCAGGCGGACGGUACCGGGGAUUGAGAUGGACGUGACGGGGCAGGACAGUGACUGGCGAAGCUUGACCUUCAGACAAAAGCUGGUUAGCCAAAUAGAUGAAGCAAUGCGCAAAGCAGGAGUUGCUCAUAAUAAGUCCAGUAAGGAUAUGGAAUCUCAUGUGUUUCUAAAAGCUAAAACACGUGAAGAAUACCUUUCUUUGGUAGCCCGGCUUAUUAUCCACUUCCGAGAUAUACAUAACAAGAAGUCUCAAGCGUCAGUGAACGACUCUAUGAAUGCCCUACAGAAUCUGACUGGGGCAGCACCGGUUGGUGCACAAACAAUGAAUAUGAAUGCCCGACCUCCUGGAACCCAGAUGGGAGGCAUUGGUGGAAUGGCACAAAUGUCCCAGCAAAUGACUCUUCCUGGUCAACCGGGUGCCUCUGGGAUGACAGGACAUGGAAUAACAGUGCCUGGUACAAACCAGCCUACUCAGCUGCAGCUACAGCAAAUGGCACAGCAGCAACAACAGCAACAGCAGCAGUUUCAGCAACAGCAGCAGCAGGUGGCCUUACAGCAGCAGUUCCAAGUGGUUCAACAAACAGCCAUGCAGCAGCAGCAGCAGCAGUUUCAAGUGGCAGCUGCACAACAGCAGCAGCAGCAAGCCCAGCAGCAGCAAGCACAACAGCAGCAGCAACUACAGGCUGCCCAGGCCCAGCAGCAACAUCUUCUGAAAAUGCAGAUGCAACAGCAGCAGCAGAACCAACAACAGCAAUUACAACAACAGCAGCAGCAACAGCUACAAAGAUUAGCUCACAUACAACAGGCAAUGCAGUUACAGCAGCCCAUGCAACAGCAACAGUUGCAGCAGCAGCAACAACAGAUGCAGCUCCAGCAGAUGCAGCAACAACAACAACAGCAGCAGCAGCAGCAACAACAGCAACAACAACAGCAACAGCAGCAGCUGCUCUCCAACCAGACUCAGGGACAGACAAUGGUCCCCCCUGUUUUGUCUGUAACUCUCACACCCCAACAGCAGCAUCAGCUGAAGAUACUGCAGCAGGUCCAGCGACAGGCCCAGCAGCAGGCACAACAACAGGCCCAGCAGCAGGCACAACAACAGGCCCAGCAGCAAGCGGCCCAGCAGCAGGUUCAGCAGCAGGCACAACAACAGGCCCAGCAGCAGGCACAACAGCAGGCUCAGCAGCAGGCACAGCAAGUAGCGCAACAGGCUCAGCAAGUGGCACAGCAACAGGCAGCUCAGCAUCAGGCAGCUCAGGCCCACAUGGCAGCUGCAGCGGGACAGAUGAUGACCGGAGCUAUGCCUCGAGGUGGGAUGCCAGUAAGACCACGCUUCCCGCCCACCACCACACCACCUGCCACGUCUCCAAGCUCCGUCCCUGUGGGAGGACAGCAGAUCCCACAGGUCACUCAGAACAAUAUCUCUUUAAUGUCUUCACCAUCACCAGUACAGCAGGUGCAAACCCCACAGUCCAUGCCCCCACCUCCUCAGCCAUCACCACAGCCCUCACAACCCAUGUCACAACCAAACUCCAAUGUCAGCUCGGGUCCAGCUCCCUCUCCCAGCAGCUUCAUGCCCAGCCCAUCCCCUCAGCCCUCUCAAAGCCCAGCAUCAGCCCGCACUCCUCAAAAUUUCAGCGUGCCCUCUCCGGGACCCCUUAAUACGCCAGGAAAUCCAAAUUCUGUCAUGAGCCCCGCAAGCUCCAGCCAGUCAGAGGAGCAGCAGUACCUGGAGAAGCUGAAGCAGUUGUCUAAGUAUAUAGAGCCCCUGAGACGGAUGAUUAACAAGAUUGAUAAGAAUGAAGAAAGAAAGAAAGAUCUCAGUAAGAUGAAGAGCCUCCUGGAUAUUCUGACUGACCCAUCUAAGAGAUGCCCCCUGAAGACCCUGCAAAAGUGUGAGAUUGCACUGGAGAAGCUGAAGAAUGACAUGGCAGUGCCAACCCCUCCUCCUCCCACAGUUCCAUCAACUAAGCAGCAGUACCUUUGCCAACCUCUUCUGGAUGCUGUAUUAGCAAAUAUCCGCUCACCUGUAUUUAACCAUUCACUUUAUCGAACAUUCAUGCCAGCCAUGACUGCUAUCCAUGGGCAGCCAGUCACAAUGCAGACCGUUGUUCCCCGAAAGAGAAAAUUUGAAGAAGAUGAAAGGCAGACCAUACCAAUUGUGCUUCAGGGGGAGGUUGCAAAACUGCACUCAAAGUUUCUGGUCAAUCUCGACCCUUCUCAUUGUAGCAACAAUGGGACUGUUCACCUUAUCUGCAAAUUAGAUGAUAAAAACCUCCCAAGUGUUCCUCCACUGCAACUUAGCGUCCCUGCUGAUUACCCAGAGCAGAGCCCAUUGUGGAUGGAUAACCCUCGGCAAUAUGAAGCCAACCCAUUCCUGCAGUCCGUGUAUCGCUACAUGACGUCCAAGCUCCUACAGCUGCCUGACAAGCAUUCUCUGACAGCGCUGUUGAACACUUGGGCACAGAGCAUCCGACAGGCCUGCCUUUCUGCUGCUUAAAGGUUGGGGGGGGGGGGGAACUGCACCCAAAUCAUAAAAACGGACCCACUGCAGCAAACAUCGGCUGCUUUUCUUGUUGUUGGGGCCAAUGGAUCUGGAUGAGGGAGUGCUGUCCUAUCAACAAAAGCAUGGACUCUAUAUUAUCAACUCACACAGUAAAUCUAAUCCCUUUUGGGAUGUGAGUAAAGUAUGCCGAUCUUUUCUUCAAUGGUAUUAAAGACAGGACUCUAAAUGAGAAUAUGGUGUCUAAUUAUCUUGCAGCAGUCAAAUAAGUACACAUAAUGAAGUAUAUUUCCAUUGUGGUGGUGACUGCUGACUAAUGUAAUCUGGUGAAAAAACAUUAGUAUAUCCUGUGUUCUAAAAGAAUGAUGGAGCACAUUUUUUUUUAUUUGACUAUGAAUUGCCUCUUGGUUUAUUAUAAUAAAGGUAUUUUGUUUUUUU
Molecule: messenger RNA, 2977 nt
Organism: Spea bombifrons (plains spadefoot toad)
Lineage: Eukaryota; Metazoa; Chordata; Amphibia; Anura; Pelobatidae
Gene: MED15
Product: mediator complex subunit 15
Exons: 18
Coding region: 65-2536 (823 amino acids)
Biological process (GO): regulation of DNA-templated transcription
Molecular function (GO): transcription coregulator activity
Source: RefSeq, a predicted model, not a curated record